UGCAUUUUCUGUGUGUAUUUCAACGCAAUCACUAUUUGUUAAUACAUUAUGGAAGAAAUUAAUUUACUAAAGUUAUAUGAUUUAUUUGGAUACAGGGAUGAAGGCCCAUUAAAUAUCCGUGCACUUGAGGCCAUACAAGAGUGGGGUUUAAUUCCGCGAGAGUGUACUUAUUUUUGUCCAGUAGUGCAAUUCACUACUCUAUUUUAUCGUUUUUCGCAUCGUGAAGUUAGCUAAAAGUAAAUUUUAUCGAUUUUGCUAUUCAUUAAACGUUUCUCUAACGAAAUUCGCUUUGACAAAAUCAGCUGUUAUCAUUAACGUUUUGAUUGUGGCUAAGUUCUCGACAAAAUUUUUUUGUCGUUAACAUAAUCAAAAUUUCAAGUUUUUAGUUGCGCUUUGUUUUAAAAAUGGCUUGCGAGUACUUGGGAUACACCCAAUUUCGGAGCGAUCGGGAGUCUAGUCCUCCAACAGUGGAUCGACGUGUGUUGAGAAAUGUGGGCAAUCCAUUUCAUUUAGGACCAACGGAGUUCAAGAAAUUGUAUCGCUUAAGUCCAAACUUGGCAGAUGACCUAGUUUGGCAGCGUGCUGGGCAUCUAAGAGGCUCAAGAGUAACCGCAAUAAAGACGGAAAAACAGGUUCUAGCUGCCCUACGAUUUUUUGCGACAGGAUGCUUCCAUCGGCCCGUAGGAGAACAGUCGUCGAUAAGCCGGUCCAUACACCGCGUGGCGGGUGCUAUUUAUCAUAAUAUGUUCUGCUCCAAG
Messenger RNA from Rhagoletis pomonella (apple maggot), 758 nucleotides. RefSeq lists its product as uncharacterized. NCBI's taxonomy places the organism in Eukaryota, Metazoa, Arthropoda, Insecta, Diptera, Tephritidae. The record is from RefSeq and is a predicted model, not a curated record.